Thlaspi arvense is the source of this 2085-nucleotide messenger RNA. The record is from the annotation of a GenBank genome assembly. NCBI's taxonomy places the organism in Eukaryota, Viridiplantae, Streptophyta, Magnoliopsida, Brassicales, Brassicaceae.
GGGAUAUAAAUGGAUAAACAAAGGUAAAGACUAAAAGAUGAUCAUUAGACAGAAAAAGAAAAAAAAAGGGAUUUGGUCGGAUAAAUUAAGGUAAAGAUAAACCAGAAAAUAGAAUUAAAAUAAAAUAGAUUGGAGAAAUUAAGGUUAACUAAGGUUACUUUGUCCCAAAAAGCCAUAUUUAUCGCUUCCAUCAGCGCCGGAUCAAUCUCUCUCCUAUCUCUGCAUCUCUCUCUCUCUUUCUGUGUAUAUAUAUGUGGAGCUUUCAUAUCAUAGACUCGUACCUCAAAACUCAAAAGUAAAUAACUUCUCCGUCUUUGGAAAAUGACUUCUCCUUUCUUCAUCGUUUUCCUGUUCUCGUCUCUUCUCAUGGGAAAUGCUGAUGCCAGCCCAAAUUACAGAGAAGCUCUCACCAAGUCAUUGCUCUUCUUCCAAGGUCAGCGAUCUGGUCGUCUCCCUAGGGACCAACAAGUCUCCUGGAGGGCUAGCUCCGGCCUUUCCGAUGGCUCCACCGCUCAUGUGGACUUAACCGGUGGGUACUACGACGCAGGAGACAACGUCAAGUUCAAUUUCCCAAUGGCGUAUACCACCACAAUGCUCUCAUGGAGCGCACUUGAGUACGGUAAGCGGAUGGGUCCCGAGCUGGAAAACGCACGUGUGAACAUCCGUUGGGCGACGGAUUAUCUGCUGAAAUGUGCUAGAGCCACUCCGGGAAAGCUUUACGUCGGGGUAGGAGAUCCUAACGUCGAUCACAAAUGCUGGGAACGGCCUGAAGACAUGGACACGCCUCGUACAGUCUACUCUGUAUCCCCUUCUAACCCCGGUUCUGAUGUCGCAGCUGAGACCGCAGCAGCUCUGGCUGCAGCUUCUAUGGUUUUCAGAAAAGUUGAUUCCAAGUACUCGCGUUUGCUGCUGGCAACAGCUAAGGACGUGAUGCAGUUUGCCAUUCAGUACAGAGGAGCUUAUAGUGAUUCCCUUUCUUCAUCCGUCUGUCCUUUCUACUGCUCCUACUCUGGUUACAAGGACGAGCUGAUGUGGGGUGCGGCGUGGUUGUUGAGAGCAACCAAUGAACCUUAUUACGAAAACUUGAUAAACUCUUUAGGAGGUGGAGAUCAGCCUGAUAUCUUCAGCUGGGACAACAAAUAUGCUGGUGCCUAUGUUCUUCUUUCACGGCGAGCAUUACUUAACAAAGACAGCAACUUUGAAACGUACAAGCAAGCAGCUGAGAAUUUCAUGUGCAAGAUCCUACCAAACUCUCCUUCUUCCUCUACACAAUACACUCAAGGAGGGUUAAUGUACAAGUUACCUCACAGCAAUCUGCAAUACGUGACCGCCAUAACAUUCUUGCUCACCACUUACGCCAAGUACAUGAAAUCCACGCGACACACGUUCAGCUGCGGAAACUCAGUCAUCGUCACCGACGCCUUGUUAAGCGUAUCGAAGCGGCAAGUGGAUUACAUACUCGGAGAGAACCCAAUCAAAAUGUCGUACAUGGUUGGAUUCGGACCCAAUUUCCCCAAGAGAAUCCACCACAGAGCAGCGUCUCUUCCUUCCCACGCACUUAGUUCCAAAUCCUUAGGCUGCAACGGCGGAUUCCAAUCUUUCUACACUCAGAACCCUAACCCGAACAUCCUCACAGGAGCAAUCGUAGGAGGACCCAAUCAAAACGAUGGGUAUCCAGAUCAGAGAGACGAUUACAGUCAUUCGGAACCGGCUACUUACAUCAACGCCGCCUUCGUCGGACCUUUAGCGUACUUCGCCGCCGGUAGAUCGGCUUGAAAUUAAAAAUUCGCCCACGCCGCCACUUCCUCCGAUAGUUCCUUUGUUUUGGGGAAAUGGUUAGUUAGAUCCGUUGGCCCAAGCCUAACGUGAAAAUCAGAAAAGGACAAGUAAAUUCAAAUGUAAAACUCUUAAUGGGCUAAGACCCAAUAGUAAUGGAUCCGAUAUAAUUAUUAGUCGUGGUAAGAUUAUGGGUUUAAAAUUAUUUAUAAACCGUGGGCUUUAAUUUGCUCCAUGAAAUUAGUCAAUGUUUUGAUUAUGUAAAACACUUAACUAUAUAAUAUAUAAAAAAAAGACUACAAUGUAGAA